This is a messenger RNA of Tigriopus californicus, 7084 nucleotides long. RefSeq lists its product as uncharacterized. The transcript is spliced from 4 exons. Lineage: Eukaryota; Metazoa; Arthropoda; Copepoda; Harpacticoida; Harpacticidae. Gene Ontology annotation, molecular function: protein binding. The record is from RefSeq and is a predicted model, not a curated record. The coding region runs from base 2772 to 6599 and encodes 1275 amino acids.
UCGCGAAUGACCUCUGAAGGCGUCCGUCGUCCUCAGAAAUCUUAUUUAUCGCAUGCGCACUCCGAGCUCAUCAGUACAGCGUGGUGGAUCCUCCAGCUCAGACGACGGACGAACUCCGAGCUUCGAGUCCACGAUUAUUUGCGGUGAUCAGACUGACUGGCUACUCGUGUGGUGAAUGAAGGUGCUCUCCGAUACAAUACUAGUUCGUGUUCUUUUCGAUCAUCAUCAUCAUCAUCAUCAUCAUCCUCUGGUUCUCAUUGUGUGCUGGUGGGUCCAUCGAAACCAAUCUUGGUUGUUCUAGGCCAGCGCUCAAUGGUCCACUCUUCUCCUCCUUCUCCUCCUCCUCCUCCCCCCAACACUCUUCCAAUUGAGGAUAAAAAGACAAAGAAGCCAUACAAGCGAUAUAUAAUAAGCCUGUCUGACUCAGGCAAAUCCCCGGGAUCGUGGUGCUUGUUCAGUCGUGAUCUUCAUCCCAAAAGAAUAGGAAUAAAUACAAGAGAGUCCAAGGAGGCAUAUCGAACAACAUCGGCAGAAACGCUACACGAUCGAGGAUGGAUAAAGGCCGAGCCAGAGAACUUGAGGCGUGAUUCUGAGCCUUGGGCUUCAUUGGCCCCUCUCUGCCGGGUUUACAACGUGGUUGUAAUAUGUAUUUGUGAACGUUAGUAGCUUCUGAAUCGGAUUGCGCGAGGCGUUUCCUUCCACCAGGGUUGCCGUGGCUUCAAGAAGAAUCCCACCCGGCAAACCUGUUUAAUACAAUUCGUUCCCUAUCACGAACACACUUUUUAUCCGUAUGCCUGACAUCGACGGAGCUUUGCAAAAAAGAACAAGUCGGUCGGUAUUGAAUAUCGAAUUCAGAACCCCUGGAACUGACUUAUUUUGUUGGAUGGUUGAGAACUUAACGCGAGAAGCAAAUGAAAUGAUCCGUGGUGAAUACGACCAUCGAGGAAAAGCAUUGCAUUUCUCAGCUCCUAAAUGCAAUAUGGAAACAGAAACAGAUCGGGAGAAGAGAAGAACACACAACGAAAAGUCAUCACUCAUGAAAGGGAACGGGCCAUAAAUCUCGAUCCUGGGAAGAUACCCAGAGCCAGAGCCAGAACAGAGUUCAGUAAUACACCAAGAACUCGGCUCUAUUGCCGCCUCUACUUCUAUGCUCUGUUGGAACCAUAGUUUUGGUAGUGGAACAAGCCGUGAUAUAAGAACAUUCCCUUUUUUGUGACGUGGGUCCAAGCUUCUUCCUUCCAAAAGGGCGAAAACGACGAUUGCUUCGGUCUUCCAAAGAUCCCAAAAACUGGCCCUCAACUCUCAUUUCUUCGCUCACAACACCACCCUCAGAUUGCUUGAGACAAUAUUGGAACCAAGCCCAGAGGGAGAGAAAACUCGAGAUUAGCUUCGUUUUUGCCUCACUUCUCACUUCAACCUGAGGUCCAAAGCUCGUUACUCAAAAAGAAAACAGAAAAAGGAUACAAAGAACGAAGAAGAAGUGAGACGGAGACAUGUUUGGACAUUGAAACCCCAGCAAUAAGGUCGAGUAGUGCAAGAACGUUUGUUACGGAGUGUGAAAACCGUCACCCUAUUUGACUUGUUUACCCUCUCCCGGAUGCCGGGGACUCGUCUGCCAAGAAGUGCAACUGACCCAAAGGACUGAAGAAGGUCGAUGGGUCCAUUGGAAGUAACAAUAAUAAUGAUAAUGCGAAGAAGCAGAAGCAGAAGAAGAAUGGUGCUUGAGGAUUUACGGUUCCCACCAUUAAUAACCCACCUCCCUCUUGGUGGCCCUAAUGCAAGAGCUCUCUUUCUAUGAAUGCAGAAAAGAAAGAUAGAGCACCCACAAAAGGGGUAAAAGGCGAAUCCAUUGGCGGAGACAAAGUCUUUGACGAUCGGGUUCAAAUGGAUAUUUGAAUUAUUGGUUGAGGGACCCGCGUCUGAACAAAGUGGGGAAACAUAGAGAGGAAGACGGGAGAUAAUCGAAAUCUUUCCCCUCUGGAAUGUGGCACAGUGCGCCCAGGACUCUCGUAGCCCACUUUUGAAACGGUGGUUUUAUUGUUGGCAGUGAACGAAUGAUACCAAUAGGUAUGGACCUCGAGGGAAAAGUUCCCAAUUGCCUGGGAAAAUGGUUUCAAAAUGUUCCAUUCAGCAAAAAUCCAAUGGAGUGAAAGGAAGUUUUUUGGAAAGUUUCUUGAAUCGGAGGGACAGUUUUGAAAAAGAUGUCGCUGUAAUGGAACGAGCAGAAGAGAAAUGGAACCACUUUAUGUCGGACGGUUUCGGCUCCUGAGUGCAUUUUUUUCACCAUCAACCGGGGGAUUUACUGUGCCACAGACAACUUGGAAUGCAUAGCGGUCUUUGAAGUUGUUGCCAAUACUGGAAUGCAUAAUCGCCCACCGGAUCCACAGAAAGAAAGACGUUUGUUCCACUUGUGAACGGAUCAAAUUCUGAGGAAACGAGAGAGUGCAUCUGCAACUGAAAAACACAAAAAGAAAACCAAGAGUGGUGAGGAGAUAAACUUGGUAAAAGUGAGUGAGUAGCUAAGAAGGAAAAAGGGAAAGAGGAGCCAUCGAGACAGGAGACUACCAAAAGUUUUAUUGGCCGAGGCAGCCACAAGAAUCUUCACUCUUGGCGGUUUGUGACAAAUUUCUCCAGUUUUUUGUAGCCAUCGUUGGAAAGUAGUGAUUGACUAUCAGUUCGACACUUCUUGAGACUUUUUGCCAUUUUUUCCCUUGGCACCCUCAAUGACAUGGCAGCCAGCUCCAAUGAUGACUCCUUUAUGGUAAUGCAGCAUGAGCCAGCAAAACUCUGCGGCAUUCUGGAGAAUAUUCUUCUUCCACAUCCUCAGCUUACAACUGACAAUGCUUUUAAGCUAUGGCGGGAAGUUUGAAUCGGUUGGCGCGCUCCUACUUCGGGACAGUCAAUGUCCAAAGUUGUGUGAGUGUAAGUGGAAGAAAGGCAAAGAGACUGUGGCCUGUGUAAACGCAAACUAUAUCGAUAUUCCCAUUCUGGAAGACUCUGGAACUCAGGUCCUGGACUUCCGUGGGAACGCAAUCAAGGUGCUUGUCGAUGGGAUCUUUAUUCAUGCAAACUUGCUGAAUCUUCAGGAGGUUCACCUUCCCCAGUGCCAAAUCAAAGAGAUCCACAAAUUUGCCUUUCGCGACCUCAUCAACCUAAUGCGUUUGGACCUGAGUGACAACGAGCUCGAGGCCAUUCCCUCAGCUGCCUUAUCAUCGGUGUCACAGCUAAGGGAGCUCUCACUUUCUGGCAAUGCCUUCGGUACCGUGAAGGACUAUGCAUUUUCCAAUUUGGCCCACCUGAUCAAGCUGGAAUUGAGCCGUUGCCGCCUGCGAAGCCUCUCCCCCCACGCGUUCGUUGGCCUAGACACGCUGGAGUGGUUGAAAUUGGACCAGAACCAUCUGUCUCAUCUUAAUCCUGUCUCCAUCCGACCAUUGGCUAAUCUCCACGAAAUGGAUCUCCAACAAAAUCCGUGGAACUGUUCCUGCUCUCUCCGACCUACGCGUCAUUGGAUGCAUCGCUUCAAUAUUCAUUCCACUGUGCCGCCGACGUGUGAAGGACCCGAUAGACUAAGCCAAAGAAGUUGGAGUGAUUUGAAUAUCGAUGACUUUGCCUGCCUGCCAAAGAUCAUUCAUGCUGGUCCAGUGAGUCAAAUGCAAGAAGAGACCUCCAACGUGACACUGAUGUGCAGAGUCAUGGGGGAGCCUGCCCCUCAAGUGGACUGGUUUUGGCAGGGCCAAUUAAUAAAGAAUGGCUCAUUGGGUAAUCUGGGAUCGACCUUGUUUCUCAUUCAAGAGAACGUUCUCCGUCGUCGUGACCACCACGAUGUUCGGACCAGCAAUGUGACUAUUUUAAAUGCGGAUAUUGACCAUGGUGGUGAAUACAUUUGUGAGGCCUUCAAUCGAGCGGGUGGUGUGAAGGCUCGCAUGCAAUUGACCCUGGCCAAGCCGAUCACUACCACUCUUCACAAGCGAGUGGAACAAAGCCAGGUGUACGUGAUGGCUGCCUUUGGAGGCUGCGGUGUGAUAUUUGUGACUCUGUUCUUUGUGUGCUGUGUGUUCAGUCUUCGUCAUAAGCCCAUCAUCAGUAUACGCCAGCACGCUCAACAGCAUUACGUUCGAGCCGCCACCAACACCACGGCCUCAGUGGCGGCGGCGGCGGCGGCGGCGCCGGCGGCCGAGUUUGAUGAAGCAUCCUCCACCCGUAAUCAGAAUCACCAGAUUAACAACCAUGGGCCUAAGCGAGAUGGAAGCGCUUCAACGGGCUCGAGUGGUAAUGCUAAUGGCAAUAAUGCUAAUGCUUACGGUGUUGGUUCUGGUAAAAGUGGCACUGAGUCAAUUAGCAUGUCUCAUAGGACUCUGAUCAUGCCAAAAACUCCACCUCUGAGAACCUCUUGCACAUCUACCUCUUUGUCUCAAGCAUCUGGCAAUGCGGAGACAUCAGUCCAAUCAGUACGUCGUGGCUCAAUUCCUCUGAAGGCGGAAAAGCGCAGCAGCGAACUCACCUGCCAAAAACAAACUUUAGGCAAGAUCAAUGAGGAAAGACUUGGCACUCGGAUUGGACCAAUCAACAAACUCCCCCCUAAUGGCGUGGGUCCUAAAAAUUCUUUGUCAAGUGGUCAUCAUCCCUCUUCCAACAAGCCGUCUUCCUAUGCCAUCUCACCUCCUUCCUAUGCCCUCUCCUCCACCACAACCACCUCGUCCCCGCCUCUAUCACCCUUCUCCAUGGCCUCAAACAGUGGCGGUGGCGGUAGUGGUGGCAGUGUUGGUGUUGGUGCUGGAAUUAGUGGUGUCAGUGGGAUUUCCCCCAAUAUCUCCGUGCUGCUCUCUCCUCGGACCCGAGUUCCAACACCCAAAUCUCGACUCAACUGUGAUGGUCUCAAUUCCUCCGUAAUGGGCUGCUCACAGCCAACUUCAAAGGAAGGGAAAGAAGACUCUUCUGCCAUUUCUCCCGGCUCGGUUAAUUGCUCUCGCUCGGUUCGCUUCAAUCUGAAACCAAUCCAUUUUGAAGAGGAUUGGCUCCGAGGCACUCGUUACACACCCCAGGUCUUACUAAGAUCUCCCUCUGAUCCUCUUAUAUCCUUCUGUACCCUUCCAAGAUCUGCAAGCCUAUUUGCUGAUUCCAUGCCCUUCAAUGGACUCUCUGCGCACUUAUCAGAUGCCCGCAAUGGCUAUGAUCCCUCUGCAGUGGAGGACUUCCAAGGCAACCCUGACGACUUAGAAGAGAUGACAUUUAUGAACCGCAGGGUCAGGUUUAGGACCAAAUCCAGCUCAGCGGACAGUCAGGAAGAGCUUUUAAUUGACCAUCCUCGAGAGCAUCAUCUACCACAUACCUGUGGUCGAGUCCAGCCUCUGGCUUCGGCCAUGGCCUCCAAAUUCCGACGAUUCUCGGGUUCUUACGAGUAUCCCUUGGGUAAUGGCACCCCCACUCACGGUGUCCAAGUUCGAUACCACGCAAAUCCCGGCUACUCGCAUCGUGGCAAGCCUGAUUGGCGAAGUAAAUUAUACAGAAACCAACUCGACCAGUUUGGACAGCCCAUUUGGGAAAGACCCGAUCCUGAUCCCGAGAGAAUCACUUUGGGUGACCGUGGAGGCUCAUUGAGGAUCAAUAAGGCAAGUCGCUCUGGACAGACUUACGAUGUGAACGGGAGUGAUAUGACCAAUAGUUUGAUUGAAAAUCGAGGCAGUCCAAUGGCUUGGCGCAAUUCUUUACCAUUUCCUCCACGCCACACUCGAAAGGGAGGCCGAAUAGGAGGAACAGGAGGAGCAGGAGGAGCAGGAGCAGGAGGAGGAGGGAACACUGGCCGGACAUUUGCCUCGGCCUCCUCCCCCGAGGACAGUGACCAUAAACAUGUCAAAAAUAAAAGAGAGAUGAUUCCCCCUUCAUCCAAAUGGGGACCUGGCCCUCAACUGCCUUCGUCUCCCUCCUCGGGCUCGGGCUCAGGAUUGCUGGUCGUUGAGCCCAAUAGGCGGGAACGAAAUCAGAAAUCACCCACGUCGGAUCACUCGGAUGUCAAUGGCCCGCUCGAUUACCAUUCAGUUCAGUUGGACCAUUUCCUCCUCGAGUACCAAUCCUUGCAGGAGCAACUCAUUCGAAUGCGGGAGGCUUGUACGAGCAUUCGUAAAGUGAACCUCAAACACGACCUCGAAGACCUCAGACAGUCCAUCUCCGCUUUUGAGAGUCGUUGUGGCACUUCGAAGAAUGAGACGGUCUCCGCUAAUGUGGCAGAUUUGAAGAGGCGCUACGAAUCGCUCCAUUUGAGAUCCAUCCUGAAGAAGCAUCAAAUCAAUCCAAGCCAUCCCAUCCCCCCACCCACCUCAACCUCGCCGUCGACGUCCCACAGUAGUGGAAGUACAAGCAUCGGAUCCACGGUGCGUCCACCCCAGCGAGGAACACCAAAGGCCGCUCAUAUGGUCAUUCCACUGGAGUUCCUCGGGUCGGAGCGAGAGGAUCAAGCUGGUCACAAUGAGGCCGAGUCAUUGGACACUGACGACCGAUUUCCAUUGUUGUGUAAUUCCUCCCCAUCCUCGUCAGUGAUUGGGCCAGGAACCUCCGUGGACCCGAGUAAGAAUUAUUCGCCUCAAUGGGAACAUUCAUCUUAGACAGCGAAUGGCCGAGAGAAUUAACCCUGAAUAAGGUACACGCACUCAUGAUGGUCAAUGGAAUAAAAAUCGCCAGUGGUGCAGUGAAGUGUUCACCAGGUCGAGGUUCCAAUUGAGGUCUCGCUCCUCUCCCUCCCUCUCCCUCCCUCUCUCUCUCUUACAUUACACUUUCAAGUCAAGUUAGUUCACUAGCCAAGAGCUCCAGACUUGACAGCUCGAUUCUUCGGGAAUCAAAAUGACCGAGAAGGAGAACGAGGGACGGUUUCAAAUCUUCUCUCGGAAAUUGAAAAAAGGAACUACCUUACUGGAAAAGGGACACUCAAAGGAUGAAAGGACCCUUGCAGGGUUAAUGACCUUUUGCAUGUUCCACUCUAUGAGACUUUCGCAGGUUCUCAAGAACGUCUCGAAAUCCAAUUUAUUGCAAUAAAAGAACGGAUUACAAUAUCUGCCUUGCCAAUAUCCUAUUCCGUUUCAUUUUCCCUGUG